This is a messenger RNA of Triticum aestivum (bread wheat), 570 nucleotides long. RefSeq lists its product as uncharacterized. NCBI's taxonomy places the organism in Eukaryota, Viridiplantae, Streptophyta, Magnoliopsida, Poales, Poaceae. The record is from RefSeq and is a predicted model, not a curated record.
GCGCUUCAACCUCACCGCGCGCGUCACCAGCCGCCACGAGCGGCGCGAGAUGUGCGUGACCAUCUGGGAGGCUGAUGUGUGGUACGGCGGGGCACCCCUGGGUAAGGCGUACUUCCCCAAGACAUGCCUGAAGAACAUGACAGAAGCGGUGGUGACGGCGACGACGUCGACCGACUUGCUCGGGCUAAGCAUGGCCAACGGGACAUCGGGGUUGCUUCAGGUCGAGAUGACACAGUGCACCGAUUUGCUGUUUGAUGAUGGCACCUCAACCGGUGAAAAAAGAUGCCACUGGCUAUGGUGCAAGGCCACGUUGGGCGGGCAGUCUCACCAGCCCCCCUCCCCCUGCCGCAUCUACCCCAUGACUCGGGCAGAGACUAGUGAUACAAGGUUCUUUCUUGUUCCAAGAAUGUGAUCGAUCGGUAUAGGGUCAGGUUGAUAUAUAUGGGAAGCGCUCUUGCAGACUGAUUUCUUUCUUUGUUGGUUAAUCAUGGCCUUCUUUUUCAUUUUGUGUGACUGUUUUCUCUGGUGUUCUCUAUUUAAUCAUGGAAAUGUGACUGUUCUCUUGUGUCA